AUGGUACGUUGGUUCCUUCUGGAAACAGAGCACAUGAGUUGCCUGAUCAAGUAUUACUAUCCGGUAUUGUUGGGCGAAUUACAAGAAAUAAGUAAAUCUGACGACUAUCUUGCCGAAGAGUUUGAUAUACUUCAAGAGAGUGAAUUACAGCCUCACCAUUUUAAAUUAAAUCGCGGAGUUGAAGCUGCAUUUCGAAAUGGAUGGAAUGCUGGAUGUGAUUACGGUCCAGAAUUUGCUAGAGCAUUUGCUUCGAAAGUUUUAAUAUCAAAUCAAUCGAGUCAAGUUGGCAAGAAGAAUCUUAUACUUAUGCUGAGUUUUUAG
Messenger RNA from Paraglomus brasilianum, 321 nucleotides. The record is from the annotation of a GenBank genome assembly. NCBI's taxonomy places the organism in Eukaryota, Fungi, Glomeromycota, Glomeromycetes, Paraglomerales, Paraglomeraceae.